This is a messenger RNA of Micromonas commoda, 1539 nucleotides long. Its product is annotated as histone acetyltransferase. Lineage: Eukaryota; Viridiplantae; Chlorophyta; Mamiellophyceae; Mamiellales; Mamiellaceae. The transcript has a single exon. Gene Ontology annotation, biological process: regulation of DNA-templated transcription. Gene Ontology annotation, molecular function: histone acetyltransferase activity. The coding region runs from base 1 to 1539 and encodes 512 amino acids. The record is from RefSeq and is a predicted model, not a curated record.
AUGGCCGACGACGUCGCGGCACCCGCGCCGGACGCGGAGAUGACCGAUGCGCCCGCGCCCGACGGGGCGGGAGGCGAGAUCUCAACCGGCGGCGAUCACGCGCUCAAUUCCGCGCCGAACGUCGGGACCGGAGACGGGGGCGCGCCGCUGGCGCGGGCGCAGCCCGCGGCGUCGGACGCGACGCCCCCGAAGCCGCGGGUGUUCAAGAUCGGGGAUAAGGUCAGCGCGCUGGCGUCCUUCGACGGGGUCCACCACGAGGCGACGGUGGUGGAUCUCCGCCGCGCGAAGGGCGCCGAGGGUAAGGACGAGGACGCGAUCGGCCCACACGACGUGAGCUACUACGUGCGGUACGCGGGGAUGGACAAGCGCCUCGACGCGUGGGUCGCCGGGUCGAACGUGGACGUCUUGGACCCGGGGAUGACGCGCAACCUGAGCGACCCGCUCCUGGGACCCGGCUCGCUGGCGUCGCCGAGGAAAGAUUCCGUCAACCUCGGCGACGGAGCCCCGCACACGGAGGGACGCAAGGUGACGCGCAACCUCAAGCGAAGGUACAACGAGAUCAACAACGUCGCCGGGUCCAUCGAGGACCUCGCGCCCAUCGACCAGAAGCUGGAGAAGGAGCACGACGAGAAGACCAAGGUGAAGAACAUCGGUUGCGUGGAGUUUGGGCGGUUCGAGGUUGACGCGUGGUAUUUUUCCCCGUACCCGGCGGAGUACGCGGAUUGCUCCAAGCUCUACGUGUGCGAGCACUGCCUGAAGUACAUGAAGCACGAGGUGACGCUGUUGAAGCACAAGGCGAGGUGUCGGAUGACCCACCCUCCCGGGCGCAUGAUUUACAGGCACCCGCGGCACGACGAGGGCAAACCGGGUUUGGCGUUUUGGGAGAUUGACGGGAACACGCACAAGGUGUACUGCCAAAACCUGUGUUUGCUGGCCAAGCUGUUCCUGGACCACAAGACUCUGUACUUUGACGUGGACCCUUUCCUGUUCUACGUCAUGACCGAGUUCGACGAGCGAACCAACAAACACGCGGUGGUGGGUUACUUCAGCAAAGAAAAGUGGUCCAACGAGGAUUACAACCUGGCGUGCAUCCUGACGCUGCCGCCGUACCAGCGCAAGGGGUACGGCAGCUUCCUGAUCGCCAUGUCGUACGAGAUUUCCCGGCGCGAAGGGAAGGUUGGGACCCCGGAGCGACCGUUGUCGGAUCUCGGUCAGGUGUCGUACAGGAGUUUCUGGUGCAGGGAGGUGCUCCAGGUGCUCCACGCACACAAGGGGAGCAUAUCGGUCAAGGACAUCUCGGGCGUGACGGGGUUCCAGGAGCGCGACAUCGCCUCGGCGCUGCAGUCCCUCAACCUGCUCAAGUACUGGAAGGGGCAGCACAUCAUCAGCGCCACGCCCAAGAUCAUCGAGGAGCACAUGCGCUCGUUCGACUCCAAGCGUCAGAUUGCGGUGAACCAGGGCUGGUUCAACACGCAGUGGCAGCCGCCCACCUUCGCUCCGCCGCCGAAACCCAUGAGAGGGGGCGCCAACAGGCAGUGA